AUGGGGCUUUCCAGCACCGAUCCUUCGAGCACUGGAUUUAGCGACGAUGUCCUCAAAGUCGAGAUCUCGGGCCCUGAAAAACCGGAGCUGACUUUGGUCGACCUUCCGGGCCUCUACUACUCUAGUAGCAGCGAACAAAACGCACAAGGAAUGGAGAUAGUUCAAAGGCUGACGGAAAAGUACAUGAAAAGCUCCCGGAGCAUCAUUCUGGCUGUCAUCAACGCAAGAGCCGAUUACCAUAUCCAGGUCUUGGGUAUUGUCACGCAGCCUAAUAUCCCCGAAGCGGGCUCAGAGGAACAAGAAACUUAUGUACAGUUCAUCAAGAAUGAAAAGGUCAAGCUGCAACUUGGCUGGCAUGUACUGCGCAACCGCUCGUUCGAGACGCGCGACAUCUCCGAUGAUGCGCGAGAUGUUCAAGAAAGGGAGUUCUUUGAACGGGGACGUUGGGCUUCCCUCCCUCGAGACCAAGUUGGGAUUGAAAGUCUGAGGCAUCGUCUUAGCAAGAUCCUACUUGGUCAUGUCCGUCGCAAUCUUCCUGGCCUCAUUGCGGACAUACAAGAAAGGAUCAUUCGUAACGAGCAGGCACUGGCAAAAAUGGGCGCGCCGCGCACAACUCUUCAGGAGCAACGCCAUUUUCUUGUCGAUAUUAGCAGCAGAUUUGCACGGAUCACAAACCAGGCCUUGAAUGGAUCGUACGUCGAUGAAUUUUUCGGUGGAUUCAAAGACCAUACGGUGACCACAGAAGAAACUCCUUUCCGCCGACUGCGGGCAGUAUUCCGUGAGCUUAAUGAGUGCUUUGCUGAAGCGAUGAGCAUUCGUGGGAAUCGGCGAAUUAUUCAAUUCCCCGAACAACCAUCGCCUGUCGAGGACGUCGAGCAAGAGAGAUCCAAGCCUUACAUGGAUGAUUGGACACCGCUGUACAUUUCCCAGAAGUCUCUUAUGGAAGAGAUCAAAGGACAGGCCCGGCAAAGUCGAGGAAUCGAGCUACCAGGUAGCGCAAACCAGCUGCUUGUGGGCAGUUUGUUCCGAGAUCACUGCGAGCCCUGGGAAGAAGUUGCUAAAUCCCAUCUGUUGAAUACCUGGGCUUCGGUCGAGUACUUUAUCCAGCUGGUACUGAAAAACCUCACGGACGAUCACACCCGCCCCUUGCUCAUGCGGCACCUCAUCGGACCGGAAAUGGAGAAAAUGAAGGAGUCUUUGUUAGAAAAGCUCAGUGAAUUGACUUCGUACUCCAAAAGGGGCCAUCCGCUCCCCGUGGGGAAAUCAUUUCUCUCCAAGAUCCAGCAGUCCAGAAAGAACCGACAGGUUUCUGCGUUGAAAAGAACCCUCCACUUGCCUGGGUCUCACCCUUCAGCCGGAGAGGAUACUCGAAACACGUUGGAUGUCCGAGAUCUGGAGCGAGCAACAUCUCAGCUACAGUCAUCCAGCGAUAUGUUUGCGGCAGCAGAGAUCAUUGAUCAAAUGCAGGCCUACUACGAGACUGCGAUCGUGACAUUUGUCGAUAAUAUUGCCAUCUUGGCAAUCGAAAAUUGCCUUCUUUGCCCUCUAGAGCACAUCUUCACCGGCAAGACUGUACUUAGUAUGAAUGACCAGCAGAUUGGAGAAAUUGCAGCAGAGCCAUCGAACAUUCGGAAGGAUCGGGAACGUCUGAAUGAAGAGCUCAAAAAGCUCCGAAAGGGAAACCAGACUCUCAAUGCCUCCAGUGCGGCAGACUCUUCGCUGCGUCCUCGUCCUAUCUUGGGACUGUCAAAGCCCCGAACCCAGACCCCAAGCCUUACAGACACGGCUGCUCAGGUGGCGCCCAAUACUCCUCGGCCUGGGCUGUUCCCGCAAGUUUCAACUGCUUCCACUGGGUCUGUCGCGGCUCCUUUACCGACCCUUCCUUUAAAUCAAAAUAAAGGAGGCAUUGGUACAAGUCAGGCUUCUCUAUUCCCUUCCGGUCUGGGUACAGGAAAUAGCGGGUCUGGAGCUAACAAUGCAGCCACUGCCACAUCCAAUCUGUUUGGUUCCUCGCCCGCUAUAAAAUUGACUACCGGGAAUGUAUCUGGCUUCACGGGUGGGGAGUUCGGUUCGAACAAUCAAGGCGUUGGCUUGUCGUCCUCUCCAUUUGGAGGUUCGACUAACCCAACUACCACAAAAAAAAUGAAGCCUCGCUUUGACGCGACAACAUUUCCAGAUACCAAGGGAUACAAGCCAUUGUAA
Penicillium concentricum is the source of this 2202-nucleotide messenger RNA. Its product is annotated as Dynamin. Gene Ontology annotation, molecular function: microtubule binding; GTPase activity. Gene Ontology annotation, cellular component: membrane; microtubule; cytoplasm. The record is from RefSeq and is a predicted model, not a curated record. The transcript is spliced from 5 exons. The coding region runs from base 1 to 2202 and encodes 733 amino acids. NCBI's taxonomy places the organism in Eukaryota, Fungi, Ascomycota, Eurotiomycetes, Eurotiales, Aspergillaceae.